Molecule: messenger RNA, 8469 nt
Organism: Saccostrea cuccullata (small rock oyster)
Lineage: Eukaryota; Metazoa; Mollusca; Bivalvia; Ostreida; Ostreidae
Product: fibrillin-2-like
Exons: 42
Coding region: 18-8339 (2773 amino acids)
Biological process (GO): cell-matrix adhesion
Molecular function (GO): calcium ion binding
Source: RefSeq, a predicted model, not a curated record
CCUUGAGAUCACGAGUCAUGAUAACGGGAAAAAGCAAAUGUGGAGCAUCUGUGGAAUGGUGGAUGCCAUCAUCUAACGACCAUCUUAUAACUAAUUUCACUGUUGUCCUAUAUUCCAUGCACAACAACGGGUGGAGGUACGAGGAAACAGUUAAUGUUGGAAACCAUACAAAUUACACAACACGUGAAUGUAAAUUUCAACCUGGUCGUCUGCACUACUUCGGCAUAAGAUCAAAUGUAAAACUUAGCAAUCCAUCAGAAACGUUUUACGUGGAAAGCAGUUCGUCUUGGUUUAUAUUAGAACUUUAUCCUCCUGGGAAUAUAAACCAAAACCAAAGCAAACUCAUCGCUAACAAGCUGUAUUUAAAGUGGGAGGAAUCUGGACAUAAUACCUUUCUCAAUCAUUAUAAAGUCACAAUAAAUGGCCACGAACAGCUGACUUACGGAAGUUAUCCAGAGGUUCAUUGGGAAAGGCCAUUUUCUCCAGGAUCCAAACAUAACGUAACUAUAGUUGCAGUUAGUUAUGGGGAUAUAUCUAGCGGUCCAUGGUAUAUAUUUAUGGAAAGUGAACCAUCUUUGUAUUGGAUAGAAUUUAACAAAUCUGAUACACACAAGUACACGUUUCUGGACUAUGGUGAAGGAGAUAGUGUAUUGGGAAAUCGCAGUCACAGUGCAGUUCUUAGUUCCCCGAUAAAAGUCCCUGCAGGAGAUGGAGCUGUCGAGGGUUUCCGAGACAUAAUUAUCGGAUCAAAUGGAAUAAUUGGACUUGGAAAUGAUUCGAGAAAAAUAACGGGUGGCACAAUACAUUAUAUCGAUACAUCAGAAGAUAAACGAAUAAUAUGUCCGUUUUAUACAAGUGUGUCGUCACAACACACAGCUGGAAAUGUUUACUACAAGGCAUAUUCGAGUCGAACUGACGUAGAUGAUUUAUUUUUGGAGGAAGCAAAUGAAUUAAUUCGACUGAAUUUCGGGGAUUUUCCAGACUAUAAUGCAACAUGGCUUGUCAAGGCAACAUGGGAAAACAUGACAUUGUCAGGAGACAUUCCACUGAUGGUGACUUUCCAGUGCCUUCUUAUAACUGAUGGUCGAAACACUUUCACAGUCUUUAAUUAUAUAGAUGUGAAUCUUACGUCAAUCCCGGGGAAGAACAUUACCAUUGGAUAUCAGUAUAACAGGUCCUCUGUAAUCGUGCCGUUUUCAAACACACAACAGGCUUUCCAAAUGAGUAAUCAUCCUGGAAACAGAGGAGUGCCUGGCUUUUGGAUUUAUAAGAUGACAACUGGUAUACCAAGAAACUCAGACGAAAAACUAUGUUACGAUUGGUACCAAAACAGUAUAGACAAAGGCGUUUUAUAUAAUUUGUUAGCCAUUAGAAAUCAAAUUGAAUGUCCGUGUGAUAGUCGUCUUUUAAGAUUUGAUCCGCGGUAUGCCAUGAAUAGAUUUGACAGGAAGAACCGAGUCCUAUGUUACGCAUCCAUGACAACUGGAAUAAAUGCGGAAUGUUGCUACAGAAUGCAUGGGUCAAUCAACAAUUUGAGUACCCUUGAACAGUUUUUGCCUUCGGCUGGAACAUUCUUAGAGUAUAAUCCGUUCUUUGAAAGAAAACUCUACAUAAAAAAUGAUCUGAAACAGAAAGAGGCCUGCUGUACCUCUGGGCACUGUCAGUGGUAUUACGAAAUCCGUCCGAUUCCACGCUGUUAUACAAGAUCACCUUUUCAAAAUGGUGUGAAUUUUGGUGAUCCACACAUUUUGACACUUGAUGGGAAAAACUACACAUUCAAUGGAUUGGGAGAAUACACAAUGCUGAAAAUAGAUACAGAAAAUACGACGUUCGACUUACAGGCAAGAACAGAACUGGCUACAACAGCAAACGGAUCCACCAUCAAUGCCACUGUAUUCAGCGCAUUUGUGGCCCAGGAUCAAACUGGUUCAAAAGUCCAAAUAGAGAUGACUCGAGACAAAAAAAAAAUGAUAAUUAGGGUUAACGAAAAUGACAUGACAAGAGAAUUUGAAGAUGCAGAAUACUAUUAUCUGACGCAAAAUUUGUCUCUUCGCUGGGAAAACCAAAGCAUAUCAGCAUCAUUUCUAAAGUCAUCUAUUUUAUUGAAAUUCAGUUUGGGAGUACGAUUUUUAAUUUCGGAAACAGUUGUUGACAAUAAAUAUAAGGGACUUUUGAAAGGGUUGAUGGGUAAUUUUGACGGGAUUAUCAACAAUGACUUUAUCCUACCAAAUGGAACUACUCUGGAUGACAAUGCAACCACAACAGAACGGGAUAUUUACUACAAUUUCGGACAACUUUGGCUUGUGAAUGAAAACUCCACCUUCCACUACAGUAAGGGAUUAACAUUCAAAAAUUAUACUCAUCCUGAAUUCGAACCAAUAUUUUUGGACGAGAUAGAUGAACAGAAAUUAGAAGAUGCCAACAGAAAAUGUGGAAAAAAUCCGUCCCAGGCGUGUGUAUUUGAUUACUUGGCAACAGGAGAUAUAACACUUGCCGAAUCAUCUGGAACAGAGGAAACGGUUUCACUCUCUGAUGCCAAGCUCAUUGACAACGAAAGCCCUAGCAUAUCAGGAAACACAUCUAUUAACGCUGAAGUUGGCAAGGUCGUUGAAUUGUGGUUUAAUGCUACCGAUGACGGCAGUCAAGCCCCAAAGUAUAAUUCACUGAAACACCCCAGCAAUUUUACCCUGAAUACAACCAGUGGAUUAGCAACAUGGACACCGCAAGAUACAAACACAUCGGAAAUAAGCAUAAGUGUGGUAGAUGAAAUGAAUGCAGAGUCACCAUCUAUAGAUGUUACCAUUGUUUUAUGUGGUGGCUGCGAAAAUCAGGGCCGUUGUGAUUUUGUGAAUACUUUGCUGACAGAUAACGUUCGUUUUAAUCAUGCAAAAUGUAUUUGCAAAAUAGGAUUUUCUGGAGAUAGAUGUGAGUUGGAUACAGACGGCUGUCUUUACGGUCCGUGCUCUUUGGGACGAGAAUGUACUGACCUGACCCCUGAAGAGGAGCAGAGACUUGGACGAGGAUACAACUGCUCAGAAUGUCCUGCAGGGUUUAAAGACAUCAACAAUGAAUGCGAAGAUAUCAAUGAAUGUGGAAAGGAUAACUCAGAUGUGUGUAGUCCAACAACAGAAACCUGUGAAAACACUGAGGGUAGUUUCUUAUGUAACUGUAUUAAAGGAUAUAGAAAAGAAAAUAACACUUGUAGAGAUAUUGACGAGUGCUUGGAGAGAACUUCUGGAUGUGAACAAACUUGUCAAAAUACUCCUGGAUCAUUUCUUUGCGGAUGCUUUUCGGGUUUUGCUCUAAAUACAGACAACUCUACAUGUAUUCAUACAGAUGAAGAUCCAUGCAAAGAUUUGGAUAUAAACUGUGAGUUCACUUGCAACUCUACUACCGGGAAAUGUAUAUGUCCGAUAGGUUUUCGGCUUCAUGACGAUGGACAUAGUUGUAUAGAUAUUGAUGAAUGUGAGAAGCAUUUGUCUCCCUGCCACCAGGAGUGUAACAACAGGAAUGGAUCAUUUCAGUGCUACUGUCGACCAGGAUAUUCUUUAAAUGACGAUAAAAUUUCAUGCACAGAAUGUGCUGCACCGAAUUACGGAGAGAAUUGUAGCCAAAUAUGUCGGUGUGGGGAAGGUAUGGAUAAAUGUGAUCCGGUUAGUGGGUGUGUUUGUCAGUCUGGAUGGACAGGAAAAUUUUGCAGUGAUGAUAUUGACGAGUGUGAAACGGACCAAGAUAUAUGUGGAUCAGAUAAAGUUUGUAAAAACCUACAGGGUUCUUUCUUGUGUACCUGUAAGGAAGGGUUUUACGAUGAUAACAAUCAUUGUCAAGAUAUAGACGAGUGUUCGGAUUUGAGUUUAAAUGAUUGUCCAGAAAACACAAUUUGUAAAAACUUACAUGGAAAUUAUUCCUGCUUCUGUAGGAAAGGAUAUCAAAGAAACAAUUCUAUAUGCGAAGAUGUUGAUGAAUGUACCCAGAAUAUCCAUGGUUGUUCCCAAAUCUGCAUCAACACAAAUGGUGGUUAUAAUUGCGAAUGUGAAUUUGGUUUUGCACUACACAAUGAUAGAAGGAAUUGUGAAAAAGUGUCUGACGUGUGUGAUUUAUUUCCGGAACUGAACUGUAGUUAUGGAUGCCUUACCGACCACGAUUCAUCAAAUAAAGUUCAAGGAUACUGCUUUUGUGAAUCAGGAUACGAACUUAAUCUUGACAAUAGAACUUGCAAAGAUAUUGACGAGUGUAGCCUAGCCCAUACAUGUGAGCAAAAUUGCACAAAUAAAGAUGGUUCAUUUGAAUGUGCAUGUAGGAUAGGAUAUACCUUGCAAAAUGAUGGAAAAACAUGUGAAGUGUGUAUAGAGGGAUUGUUUGGUGAGAAUUGCUUACAAGAAUGUCAAUGUGGGCGGGGUUCCGAGAGAUGUGACCAUAUAAGUGGUUGUGUCUGUGCGUCUGGUUGGACGGGGGAGUCAUGUGAUCAGGAUAUCAAUGAAUGUAAUGACACUGAUCAGCUGUGUCAAGGAGAACAUGAAGUCUGUAUGAACACCGUUGGGUCUUAUAGAUGUGAUUGUGAAGAAGGAUUUCACAAUUCAACUAACGGUUGCUUAGAGUGUCUGAGUGGAUAUUAUGGGAAGGAUUGCCAGAUGCAGUGUCUGUGUAAUCACAACAACACCGAAUCUUGUGACAAAGUGACAGGUUUCUGUGUUUGUAAAGAAGGUUGGAAUGGGCCCCAAUGCAUUGAGGAUGUGAAUGAGUGUACCAAUGCCUCUAUAUGUCCAGAGCAUUCUGAGUGUAGAAAUUUUGAUGGAUCAUACUCUUGCAAUUGCAAUGAGGGAUUCACACUUGUUGGUGGAUACUGCAGUGAAUGCAACGAUGGUUUUCAUGGAAAAAAUUGUCAGGAACAAUGUUUGUGUAACCCCAACAAUACAGAAUCUUGUGACAAAGUGACAGGAACCUGUGUCUGUAGAAGUGGAUGGAGUGGGCCUCGGUGCAACGACGAUAUAGAUGAAUGUCAAAACAAAUCUGUUUGCUCGAAUCAUUCUGAGUGUAUCAAUUUAGAUGGGUCCUACUCAUGUAAUUGCAUGGAGGGAUUUACACUUAACGAUGGACAAUGUGUUGAAUGUAAACAUGGAUAUUUUGGGAUGAAUUGCAUGAGUCAGUGUUCCUGUAACCCAAACACAAUAGAGGUGUGUGUAAAAGAGAACGGUGAAUGCAUCUGUAGAGAAGGUUGGGGUGGCUUAAACUGUGAUGAAGACAUUAACGAAUGUUCAAAUACCUCGAUCUGUCCAGAACAUGCGGAGUGUACCAACUCUAAUGGUUCCUUCAAGUGUGAAUGCAUGGAUGGAUUUUCUCUUCGAGAGGGACUUUGUAUCGAAUGUGAAAAUGGAAGUUAUGGUAGGAAUUGCCAGAUGCAGUGUUUAUGUAACCUUAACAACUCGGCCUCUUGUGACAAGGUGACGGGUUCUUGUAAUUGUACACAGGGAUGGAGCGGUUCCCAGUGCAAUGAUGAUAUCAAUGAGUGUUCAAAUACAUCUAUCUGUCCCAAACAUUCAAUCUGUGUCAAUUCUGACGGGUCCUACACAUGUGUUUGCAAGGAUGGAUUUACACUUGCUGAAAUGAUGUGUGUGGAAUGCAAGGAUGGUUUUCAUGGAAAGAAUUGUCAGGAGCAAUGUUUGUGUAACCCCAACAACACAGAAUCUUGUGACAAAGUGACGGGGGCCUGUGUUUGUAGAAGUGGAUGGAGUGGGCCACGGUGCAACGACGAUAUAGACGAAUGUGUUAACAAAUCGAUUUGCUCGAAUUAUUCUGAGUGUAUCAACUUAAACGGGUCCUACUCAUGUAAUUGCAUUGAGGGAUUUACACUUGUUGGUGAAAAUUGUGUUGAAUGUAAACAUGGAUAUUUUGGGAUGAAUUGCAUGAGUCAGUGUUCCUGUAACCCAAACACAACAGAGGUGUGCGUAAAAGAGAACGGUGAAUGCAUCUGUAGAGGAGGUUGGGGUGGAUUAAACUGUGAUGAAGACAUUAACGAAUGUUCAAACACCUCGAUCUGUCCAGAACAUGCAGCCUGUACCAACUCUAUCGGUUCCUUCAAGUGUGAAUGCAUGGAUGGAUUUUCUCUUCGAGAGGGACUUUGUAUCGAAUGUGAAAAUGGAAGUUAUGGUAGGAAUUGCCAGAUGCAGUGUUUAUGUAACCUUAACAACACGGCCUCUUGUGACAAGGUGACGGGUUCUUGUAAUUGUACACAGGGUUGGAAUGGCUCCCAGUGCAAUGAUGAUAUCAAUGAGUGUUCAAAUACAUCUAUCUGUCCUGAAAAUGCAAUCUGUGUCAAUUCUGACGGGUCCUACACGUGUGUUUGCAAGGAUGGAUUUACCCUGGCUGAAAUGAUGUGUGUGGAAUGCAUGGAUGGGUUUCAUGGAAAGAAUUGCAAAGAACAGUGUUCAUGUAACCCUAACAACACAGAAUCUUGUGACAAAGUGACGGGGGCCUGUGUCUGUAGAAGUGGAUGGACUGGCUCUCGGUGCAAUGGGGAUAUAGACGAAUGUUUGAAUGAAUCAGUUUGCUCGAAUCAUUCUGAGUGUAUUAAUUUAAAUGGGUCUUACUCAUGUAAUUGCAUGGAUGGAUUUACAUUAAACGAUGGACACUGUGUUGAAUGUGUAAAUGGAUUGUAUGGGAAGGACUGCCAGAUGCAGUGUCUAUGUAAUCAAAACAACACCAGAUCUUGUGACAAAUCGACCGGUUUCUGUGUUUGUAAAGAAGGUUGGAAUGGGUCCCAGUGCAUUGAGGAUGUAAAUGAGUGUUCCAAUGCCUCUAUAUGUCCAGUGCAUUCUGAGUGUAAAAAUUUUGAUGGAUCAUACUCGUGCAAUUGCAAUGAGGGAUUCACACUUGUUGGUGGAUACUGCAGUGAUUGUAAACAUGGAUAUUUUGGAUUGAAUUGCACGAGUCAGUGUUCUUGUAACUCAAACACUACAGAAUUAUGUGUCAAAGAAACCGGUGUAUGCAUCUGUAGAGAAGGUUGGGGUGGUUUAAAUUGUGAUGAAGACAUUAACGAAUGUUCAAAUACCUCGAUCUGUCCAGAACAUGCAGAAUGUUCCAAUUCUAAUGGUUCCUACAAGUGUGAAUGCAUGGAUGGAUUUACCCUUCUGGGGGGACUUUGUAUCGAAUGUGAAAAUGGAAGUUAUGGUAGGAAUUGCCAGAUGCAGUGUUUAUGUAACCUUAACAACACGGCCUCUUGUGACAAGGUGACGGGUUCUUGUAAUUGUAAACAGGGUUGGAACGGCUCCAAGUGCAAUGAUGAUAUCAAUGAGUGUUCAAAUACAUCUAUCUGUCCCAAACAUUCAAUCUGUGUCAAUUCUGACGGGUCCUACACAUGUGUUUGCAAGGAUGGAUUUACACUUGCUGAAAUGAUGUGUGUGGAAUGCAAGGAUGGUUUUCAUGGAAAGAAUUGUCAGGAGCAAUGUUUGUGUAACCCCAACAACACAGAAUCUUGUGACAAAGUGACGGGAUCCUGUGUUUGUAGAAGUGGAUGGAAUGGUGCCCACUGUGGCAACGAUAUAGACGAAUGUGUAAACACAACCAUUUGCCAAAAUCAUUCUGAGUGUAUCAAUUUAAACGGAUCCUACUCGUGUAAUUGCAUGGAGGGGUUCAAACUUGUUGAUGGACACUGUGUUGGUUGUAACAGUAUAAUGUUUGGAGAUCAAUGUUUAGAAACCUGCAAGUGCAAUAUGGAUGGUACAGCAGACUGUAAUAAUGUGAAUGGUAACUGCACGUGUAAAGAAUAUUGGAAUGGAACUACAUGCGAGUUCCUUGACGAAUGUAAGGCAGGGAUCGACAUCUGUCACAUGAAUUCUACUUGUGAAGACACAGCAGAUAGCUACAAUUGUAUAUGUAAUGCUGGAUUCUCAGGAGAUGGUAUCAAUUGCUCAGCAUGCAAUGCAAAUAGGUACGGUACCCAAUGUUCUGAAAGCUGCAAAUGUGUGAUGGAGAAUACACGUGAUUGUGAUGACGUCACGGGAAUGUGCAUCUGUCAUGACAAGUGGAAUGGGACUCAUUGCGAUGUUCCCGUAGAUGAUUGUAGGAAUGGAACUUCUGUUUGCGAUCCAGAUCUGCAGGACUGCGUCAGAAAAAGUGAAGAAAACAAAUAUUUCUGUUCUUGUCGCUAUGGAACCAAUGGCACCACUGGUGGAAUAUGCUUGUCCCCAGUACAACCGUAUACAACUACUGCAAAAGAAAUAAAGUUUAGAGCACAAACAACCCUGGCCGUUGAAAUUACACAAGAGGAGUUUCAAGAGAAGACGAAAGCUAUUGUGGACGACGUAUUUAACAUAACUUGGAAGUUUGAACAUCAAAUAUGAAAUAAUUGCAAGAAAAAAUGAGAUUCCACAUAACCAGGCAGGCCAGUAUGUAUGGGCCACAAAACAGCUGUUGGGUAAAUCUGUUGUGUUGGAAUCCCUGGACAGAAACAGUACAGUUUCCCUUGUCAAA